UUGACAUUUACUUCUGAAUGUCUGAAACUUCGAUUUCAAGGCCGACUGCUGACAACAUAAUUUAAAAUAAAUGCUCCGGAGUCCCCGACUUGAAUCCGGAGUCCCUCACUCACGUAAGAUUGGCUGUUUACAGUACUAAAUCUAGUUGUUUGUCGUCGGAAGCGAAUGUAUUCACUUUUGUGGGAACUAAUUCAGAAUUAACGGUCGUUCGUGUAAAAUGACAUCGAUAUCCCGAAGAUGGUUUCACCCAAACAUAAAUGGAGUUGAUGCUGAACAGCUUCUUCUAGAACGAGGUGUUGAUGGAAGUUUUCUUGCCAGACCAAGUAAAAGCAAUCCUGGGGAUUUCACAUUGUCUGUCAGAAGAGCCAAUGAGGUGACACAUAUCAAAAUACAAAAUACUGGAGAUUUCUAUGAUUUAUAUGGAGGAGAAAAAUUUGCUACUUUGACGGAAUUGGUCCAGUUUUACACAGAGAAACAUGGUCAACUUAGAGAGAGAAAUGGAGAAAUAAUUGAAUUGAAAUAUCCACUCAAUUGUGCCGAUCCAACAUCAGAAAGAUGGUUCCAUGGUCAUAUGUCUGGGAAACAAGCAGAAACUUUGUUGACAGAUAAAGGCAAGAAUGGAAGUUUUCUUGUCCGAGAAAGUCGAAGUAAACCUGGAGAUUUUGUUCUUUCUGUUCGUUGUGAAGACAAAAUUAUUCAUAUUAUGAUACGUCAUGGUGCUGAUCGGAAAUAUGACAUUGGUGGUGGACAAUGGUUUGAAUCACUCACGGACUUAGUGGAGCAUUAUAAGCACAAUGCUAUGGUGGAGAGGUCUGGUAAUGUUGUCUAUCUCAAGCAGCCGUACAAUGCUACAAGAAUCAGUGCUGCACACAUCGACAGAAGAGUUAGUCAACUUGUGAAAUCGAAUGAAGAACCUACUUCUAAAGCUGGAUUUUGGGAAGAAUUUGAGGCUUUACAACAAACAGAAUGCAAACAUUUAUACAGCAGAAAGGAAGGUGCUAAACCAGAAAAUAAAGCAAAGAAUAGAUAUAAGAAUAUUUUGCCAUUUGAUCACACAAGAGUUAUUUUGAAAGAUGGAGAUCCAAAUGUACCAGGAUCUGAUUAUAUUAAUGCUAAUUAUAUAAAGCCCGUUUUUGAAGAUGCGGCAUCAAUCUGCAGAUGCAAAACAUAUAUUUCAACACAAGGAUGUCUCGUUAAUACUGUAAAUGAUUUCUGGAGAAUGAUUGUACAGGAAAAAGCACAAGUAAUUGUAAUGACAACGAAGGAAGUUGAAAGAGGAAGAAAUAAAUGCGUUCGAUAUUGGCCACCAGAAGGAGAAAGUAAGGAAUAUGGAGAAUAUACAUUAUUAAACGCAAAAGAAAAUGUUUUUCGUGAUUAUACUUGGAGACAGUUUGUCAUCACUAAAGAAUCUGAUCCACAGUACAAGCAAAUUGUUUAUCAUCAUCACUUUAAAGUAUGGCCUGAUCAUGGUGUACCUUCUGAUCCGGGUGGCGUCCUGAAUUAUUUGCAUGAAAUUAAUGAAUGCCAGCGUUCACUGAAAACUCCUGGGCCGGUCAUUGUUCACUGUAGUGCAGGAAUUGGACGGUCUGGAACUUUUAUUGUUAUUGAUAUUAUACUUGAUAUAAUAAGACAGCAAGGUUUGGAUUGUGAAAUAGAUAUUCAACGAACGAUACAAAUUGUUCGAGGUCAAAGAUCUGGCAUGGUUCAAACAGAAGCUCAAUAUCAAUUUGUUUAUCUUGCUGUUAAACAACAUAUCGAAACAUUAACAAAAAGAAUGGAAGAAGAGCAAAAAAGCAAAGGUAAAGGUAGAGAGUACAUUAAUACUCGUCAAACUGCAGAAACUGCCGGCAUGGAAUUACCAAUUCAUACACCACAACCAGCAUUACAUUCACCUAUUCCUCCUGUCGGAAAUUUAAGCGAUUCAAGAACAACAUCAAUGCAAAGUCUAUCUUCACCUUCAGCAGGAAUUUACGAGAACACAAACGAUGUUUACAACAAUGCUCGUGCACAACAAGUAUCACAACAGGAAUAUGAUAAACUACAAAGAUGAUUCCUCUCAUUCGUAUUCAGUUCGAAGCUAAUAUACACUGUUGUUGUGAAGUACAAUGCAAAGCACUUCAAUAUAUUUGCAUGAUGAUGUCGAGCAGCUUUUCAACAAUACUUUCCUAGAUAUGGAAUAGUGAUAAAUUCAUUAUUGAAACUUUUCAUACAGAAUGAGCAUGAAAUAUUACUCCAAACUGUCAUUCGUAACAAUCGUAAGCUUUAUCUGUCUGUAAGACAAUGCAUAAAGCGCACGUGUUUUGGCACCUUAAAUAAUCGUAUAUGUGGUAACUUCAUAUUUCUCCUUAUCUUAUUAAUCCUAUAUAUAUAUUAUACGUGUGGGAAACUUUGUGGUAUUAUAUAAUAUUUUUAUUACACUGUUACUAAUGAUACCAAAAUACUGUCAUAUUCAUCUAUUCUAAUUUGAUAUUGAUGGACAAUAUUAUUAUCAUAUCAUUGUUGUUCAUUUAUUUAGGGGAAUUAUUUAUUAUAUUCCAACCAAGUCCCUGCCAGGGAUGGCCAAAACCGAAUAGUUCAGUAUUUCGAAUACAUUGUAAAAUAGUCUUUUCAAAUAUGAAAUAUUGAAAAUAUUCUUUGAGACAAUUGUAAAUUCGUAAAAAUCAAAUUCAGUUAUACUUCAUAAUUUAGAUAAACCAUGUCUAAUUAGUAUUUCCUAUUUUAUUCUGUCAGAAGUUAACUAAUUUUUUGUCUAUCAUAAAAUAAUAAAUGCUCAAAAAAACAAUUUUGAAUGAAAAUAUGAAUUUACUAAAUCGAAAAGUCGUUUCGUUUUGGACAUCAUGGCAUUUGGGGAAAAAAUGUUAAGCUAUUCUCAUACACCAGAUGAGAACCUCGGACGUUAUAUGGUUAAGCCAUCUUAUCAGUUUUUCUCUUCUUCAGUUUAAAAAUUCAAUAAUAGAAAAAUUAAUAGGCUCCUUCCCUAAUCAAUUUGUUGUUAUGCUCUAGUUUGUAACAUAAUUAUCUGCUGAAUAGCGGUUUAAAGUAAGUUUUCCACAAAGCGAUGUCGGAAAUGAUGGAAUGUUAUUAUGUAUCAUGCUUUCUUGUAUGAAUCAUCAAACUUACAUACAUUUAUCAAAUAUAUUCUUGCUUUGAAAUUAUGUUAGUAGUUUGUGCGCUUAUAAAUAUUUCAAUAAUUACAAGUACGCCAUUCUUUUUGUUUAUCUUAUCUUACCUGAAAUCUAAAAUCAUGCAUUUAAUGGCUUUUUCUCAAUAAGGGAACUUUAAAUGAAAUUUGAAUUGGCCAUUUCCAUGAAUUAUUCGGAAAAAUACAAAUAUUAUUACAUUGAUUUUUUUGCAGGAAACGCCAAGACUUUGCAUUACUGCCUUUAAAAAAUCACAAUAUUUAAUGUGAGCAGUACAUAAUAACCGUCAAACGUGGAAUUAAUUUUGCUUUACCAUUUUGAAUAUAUUAUAAUGCUUUUCAUGAAUAUGUCUCUAGGCAAGAGAUAUUUAGAUAGUAAGGACUAGGUAUAUUGAAUAAAGAAAUAAUUUAUUAUGCGUGCACGCUAAGUUCAUGAUCACCAAAUUUACCAUAAAUCUUGCAAAAUUUUUGACUACAGCUUUAUGGGGAUUUUGAUACAAGCUUCAAACCCUCGAGGAAAAUUAAUUCUGAUAAUAAAAACUUUGACACAUGCAAUCGUUCUUCAAUAAACCUUUGAGAAAAUGUAGUCAAUUUUUUUUAUUUUUUGUUGCUGUAAAAUUUGAAAUUCUGACUCUGAGGAAGUCAAAAUUUCUACUUUCGACUCCCAAUUAGUUCUAGAGCCCUGCUGCCCUUACUUGGCUUUUUGACUAACAAGGCAUUCAAAUAUUGGAAAUAUUCUGGUAUAUUUUAUUUAGUACGAUAUUAAGCUUUUGCUCAAGUAACCGACACUUAUGGACAAAAAAAUUCGCAAGCAAUUUUCCAAGGAAAGAAUUAUUCAAAACUAUCACUCAUGCCGAUAUUGAAUCUGUAAUAAAUAAAUAAAUACCCAGUUCAACCUAAUAAAAAACACUGCUGCAGAACUGUAAUAUGAGACAGAUUAGUCGUAUGUAAAAUCAGUAACAAUUUUUCAAACUAAUUUUAUAUCUAGACAUGCUUGGAAUGCCUGAGAAUGUCCAAUGGCAUCUACUCAGAAAAUAUCAAACUCUUGUUAAGUAUGAUUUGUACCAAAUAUACAAUGCUAUGCAAAGUUGUUAUUGCUUGCAUUAAGGAUUAAAUGAUAAUAUUGAUAACUCAGAAUAUUGUGCUAUAUUUUUUUUUAUUGUUGCAUAUUAUUUGAAUUUCACAUUUUUGUAUUCCUGACAUUUGAACCAUGUUAAUAUUAAUCGUUUCAAGUAUCUAUCUAUCUAUCAUAGUUUCACUGAGCUGAUCAUUUUCUAGUAUUUUUUGAAUUCUUUUUAUAUAUUAUGCUCAUUUACAGCAAGCAAGGGCCCUUCUGCAUAAAUAAAAUAUACUGGCAGUUGUUGUGUACGAUAUUCUAUAAUCUUCAAUAUCGGACCUAUCAUAAAAUCCUCUCAAGUCUGGGAAUUUGAUAAUCAUCCAUGUAAUUUAAUUUUCUAUUUUCGUUCUUCAAGUGUCUGUUCCACGUUUCCUUACAAUAAAAAACUGUUACAACUAUAGUUAUAUCAUGAUUUAGACAUUAAACAUUGUGGGUUGCUCGAAUUAUUUGUCACUGUUUAUGUGAUCAAACUUUACACAAUUUCUACCGUGGUCAUAAGAUAACAUCAACAAUUGUCUUUAGAAUGAAAAACGUGUUGUCCUUGAGAUUGAUGAGCUGUUUUUGCUUUGUUGAAGCUGGUAUUUUUUAUUUGUUUUAUUAACUUAUGUAUUGUAUGUAUUUAUAAAAGUGUAUCAAAAGUUUGAACAAUAACGGACUGCCAAAUAUGUGGUUGCAAAUCAUGGUAAUUAAAUGUAUGUUAAUUCUUCUGAA
Styela clava is the source of this 4967-nucleotide messenger RNA. RefSeq names its product tyrosine-protein phosphatase non-receptor type 11-like. The record is from RefSeq and is a predicted model, not a curated record. Lineage: Eukaryota; Metazoa; Chordata; Ascidiacea; Stolidobranchia; Styelidae. Gene Ontology annotation, biological process: positive regulation of ERK1 and ERK2 cascade; protein dephosphorylation. Gene Ontology annotation, cellular component: cytoplasm. Gene Ontology annotation, molecular function: receptor tyrosine kinase binding; cell adhesion molecule binding; non-membrane spanning protein tyrosine phosphatase activity.